Cinclus cinclus is the source of this 1107-nucleotide messenger RNA. RefSeq names its product ADP ribosylation factor like GTPase 1 (gene ARL1). Gene Ontology annotation, molecular function: GTPase activity; GTP binding. The record is from RefSeq and is a predicted model, not a curated record. Bases 270 to 764 code for a protein of 164 amino acids. Gene Ontology annotation, cellular component: cytoplasm; Golgi apparatus. The transcript has 6 exons. Gene Ontology annotation, biological process: intracellular protein transport; vesicle-mediated transport. NCBI's taxonomy places the organism in Eukaryota, Metazoa, Chordata, Aves, Passeriformes, Cinclidae.
CUGAUGCAAGCCAAAAAGAAGAUGACUCAGAUUCUGGCAAAUGAAAGAAAAGGAAAAAACAAAAUUGUAAGCACAGUGAGAGAGCUUGAUGCUGCUGCAGUGUGGUUUGCUGGAGUGAGCUACCAGGAAAUCAUAAAAUGGCACCAUAAACCAGGAGGACAUACUGUUGUUGGGCACACAGCCAUCUGGGCAAAAUCCUGGAGAAAAAUGUCUUGUAGGCCAGGGGCUUUUUCUCCACCAUCUUUUCCAGUUUGUUUGGAACUCGCGAGAUGAGGAUUCUCAUCCUGGGGCUGGAUGGAGCAGGAAAAACAACCAUUCUCUACAGGUUACAAGUUGGAGAAGUUGUUACCACCAUUCCAACCAUUGGCUUCAAUGUUGAGACGGUGACCUACAAGAAUCUGAAAUUUCAAGUCUGGGACUUAGGAGGACAGACAAGCAUAAGGCCCUACUGGCGGUGUUACUAUUCAAACACAGAUGCUGUAAUUUAUGUAGUGGACAGCUGUGAUCGAGACAGAAUUGGCACUUCAAAAUCAGAGCUUGUUGCUAUGUUAGAGGAAGAAGAGCUGAAAAAAGCCAUUUUGGUGGUGUUUGCAAAUAAACAGGACAUGGAACAGGCCAUGACUCCCACAGAAAUGGCAAAUGCCCUUGGCUUACCAGCUUUGAAGGACAGAAAAUGGCAGAUAUUCAAAACCUCUGCAACUAAAGGCACAGGGCUUGAUGAAGCAAUGGAAUGGUUGGUGGAGGCCUUGAAGAGCAGGCAGUGAUACAAAACUGACCAUUGCAAGGAAGUGUCAGCUAUAGCCAGCAUCCUCCUUUCUGCAGUUAAGUAUUUUCAGCCACAGAUACUUGUAAAUAGGACAGAUUUGAAUUUGACUUCUGUAAUGUGGAUGCCUCUCUUCAGCUGUAAAACUGAAAUAAGUGAAUGUGUACAUUAUGAUACUCCAUUUCUUUCUUUUUGUUUAAAGAAUGUACUUAUAUUAAUUUGUACGAAAGUCUUACUGGCUGAGACAGUUGGUUGUUUUUUGUCAUCCCCCCUUCCUUUGGUGGUUUUGGUGGCUAGCAUAUUGGUGUAGAUAACACUAAUAAAAUCUAGAACUGUCAGCUAUA